Messenger RNA from Hydra vulgaris (swiftwater hydra), 1298 nucleotides. RefSeq lists its product as uncharacterized. Gene Ontology annotation, cellular component: plasma membrane. Gene Ontology annotation, molecular function: G protein-coupled receptor activity. Gene Ontology annotation, biological process: G protein-coupled receptor signaling pathway. The record is from RefSeq and is a predicted model, not a curated record. Lineage: Eukaryota; Metazoa; Cnidaria; Hydrozoa; Anthoathecata; Hydridae.
UUUUUUUUUAAAAAAAACCUUACAUUUUGUGCAUUACUUUAAGAGGUCAGAUAUCCUUCUUAACCAAAGAAAAAAAUACGAUGGUGAACAAAGAUUUAAUUUGUCAAUUACAAUAUCGGGAUUCUGCAAAGUAUCCAAAUAAUUACUUUUUAAUUGCAAGUCAUGCAGUUAAUAUUGCCUUUACACUACUUUUUAAUGUUGCAUUAGUUUUGGGAUUAUAUUUUACAACAAGAAAAAAAAAAUACUCCCGAAACGAAAAGCUUGUAAUAGUUUUAUCGAUUGCUGAUAUAACAAAUACUUUGGUAGUUUCAACAUCUCAAAUGGUAUUGCUUAAACGUCUUGAGUACUUUGGAUGUUUAGAGAUCUCAACAAUAUUAUUUUUUCGCGUUUGGUUUCUAGGUGUAACUUGCUCGAUUUUUGUAAUGAUAUCAUGGGAAAGGUUUUUUACUGUUCUGUAUAACAACAAAAUUUGUGGGAUUACUAUUAAUGAUGCACAUUCGAUUGGAUACUUUGUCUUAGUUAUUUUUUUCUCCUUUUUAGCUGGAAUUUGUUAUGGAUUCAUCUAUGCUUCUUCAAACAUGUAUCUACAGUUUUUACUAUACAUUGGAACUGGUUGCUUUACUUUGGUUUUACUUUUAAUGAUUGUUGUUGCAAACAUUUCAACACUAAAUGGAAUUAAGAAAAAAUUAAAACACAGUUCUCUUGAAGUUCAGAGAAACGCGGCACUUGAAAGUCGUAUCACAAAAACGGUAGUCAUAACUUCUCUUGCUCAUGUGUUGUUUUUUUGUCCUUGCAUUGCGGCCCAGUACUACAUGUCGUUUAUAUUUUCAAAAGAUGAUAUUUAUAUAAUUCCUCCUGCUUUGAAGAUACUUAUAUGGACACUAGUAAUCAGGAAAACAAGUUCUUGGAUAAAUGCAAUUAUUUAUACCUUAAGAAACAGAAAACUUUCCAGAUUUUAUUAUGCAAGAAUAAACUAUAUAUUUGGAAAUAGAAGCGUUAAAACUGUUCCGGUUAAAUUCACUCGUUGAAUAAAGUUAAACUACGAUAUUAUCAAAAUAAAUUUGUAUACUAAAAUGUUCUGCACUAUAACUAUGCAUUACUUUAAAACUAUGAAAUUUUUUACCUACCGAAAUCACAUACCUACCGAGAGGAGUGCUGAACUAAUGAUCUUGUCUGGGUAGUAACUGUUACUCGUUUUGCUUUAAAUUUUUAAUGCGUUUAUGCUUAUCUGCAAUUUUGUACAGUUAACUUUGUAUCAGCUUAUUCUUUUAAGAUUAGGAUAAAAAAUUAUGAAAACA